This is a messenger RNA of Diutina rugosa, 1209 nucleotides long. Its product is annotated as FTR1 family protein. The transcript has a single exon. The coding region runs from base 1 to 1209 and encodes 402 amino acids. Gene Ontology annotation, cellular component: high-affinity iron permease complex; plasma membrane. Lineage: Eukaryota; Fungi; Ascomycota; Pichiomycetes; Serinales; Debaryomycetaceae. Gene Ontology annotation, biological process: iron ion transmembrane transport. The record is from RefSeq and is a predicted model, not a curated record. Gene Ontology annotation, molecular function: ferrous iron transmembrane transporter activity.
AUGGCUCAGGUGUUCAAUGUUACGAUCUUUUUUGUCGUGUUCAGAGAAUCGCUCGAAGCGGUGAUCAUUAUGAGUAUCCUUUUCUCAUUUUUGAAACAACAGUUUGGUACUGCAGAACACCACAAAGCAAUUUACAAGAAGUUGUUGAAACAGGUGUGGAUUGGUGGGUUUCUAGGGUUGUUUGUGUGUUUGUGUAUUGGUGCUGGUUUCAUUGGUGCGUUUUACUCGCUUAAAAACGAUAUUUGGUCCAAGUCAGAAGACUUGUGGGAGGGGAUCUUUUGUAUCAUUGCCACAGUCAUGAUUACGAUUAUGGGUGUGGCGAUGUUGAGAAUCAACAAGAUGCAACAGAAAUGGCGGGUGAAGCUUGCCCAAGCGCUUUUGAAGGCUCCCGAAAAGAAAAUGGACCGGUUGAAGAUCGGCUACUUAUCGAAAAAAUACGCCAUGUUUUUGUUGCCUUUCAUCACCGUAUUGAGAGAAGGGUUGGAAGCAGUGGUUUUUGUCGGGGGUGUUGGUUUGAAUCAGCUGGCCACCGCGUUCCCCUUGCCGGUUGUGGUCGGGCUCAUUGCCGGUAUUUCUGUUGGGGUUGUCCUCUAUUACUUCGGGAACAAUGUGUCAAUGCAAUUGUUCCUUAUUGUCUCCACUUCGAUGCUUUACCUUAUUUCUGCUGGUUUGUUUUCUAGAGGGGUGUGGUUCUUUGAAAACUACGUUUACUCCAAGCAGACUGGUGGUGAUGCUGCUGAAAACGGUUCUGGCCCCGGGACUUACAAUAUAAACAAAUCCGUGUGGCAUGUCAAUUGCUGCAACCCCCUUACCGAUCACGGUUGGGAUGUGUUUAACGCUCUUUUUGGCUGGCAAAACUCUGCCACUUAUGGUUCAGUGCUCUCAUACAAUGUCUACUGGAUUUUUAUUAUUGCUACCUUGUUGCUCAUGUUGUAUGAGGAGAAGCAUGGGCAUUUGCCCGGGUUAAAGAACUUGACUUUGGUUGAGUUGAACCCAAUGUACCAUAUUAAGGGAAAGAAGAAGAACCAGCUCACUGCUGCACAGGAGGAGGAACUCUUGGCUAAGAUGGAUGAUCAGGAGGCUUUGGCAAAGAUCUUGAACGGAGAGAUGCCGCCUCCUGCGGAUUUGAGCCAUACAAACGGGUCAGAACAAACGUCGCUGGACGAAGACGUGUCCCGGGUUCAGGAAGCUGUAGUAGGGGAAAAGUAA